This is a messenger RNA of Trametes versicolor FP-101664 SS1, 1806 nucleotides long. RefSeq lists its product as uncharacterized. The transcript is spliced from 8 exons. Lineage: Eukaryota; Fungi; Basidiomycota; Agaricomycetes; Polyporales; Polyporaceae. The record is from RefSeq and is a predicted model, not a curated record. The coding region runs from base 1 to 1806 and encodes 601 amino acids.
AUGAAUACCUGGUCUGGCGACACGCCCCACGCCAGGGAACCUCUCAGAGUGCCUGUUCCUCAGACUCCGUGCUUCAGCUCGAUUCCCAGCCUUCCCAAACUCGCCCCCAUCUCCUUCCAGAUGCGCAACCCGCGUAUGCUCGCGAGCAUGUACAACUCAAACGACGGGAUACACGACCCGCGGCCGAUGGCCAUGCUUCAUCCCGAUAUCAACGAACUCGUCGAGGCCAUGAACGGCCUCCAAAGCAUCCGGCUGCUCAUCAAGUGGCCCGGUUAUCCCGACCAUGUCGAGAAGGUCUCGCUACGCACGCCCGACAAUAAGCGGUGGGAGACGCGCCUCGCUCUUCAUGCCAAGAUCGCCAGGGCAUACGAAGCGUUCUUUGCGUAUGCGCGUGAUUUCUACAUUUCGACAGUCUUGUUCUCCACAAUGACGGAGAUCCGAAAGAUCGGACACGACCGCUCUGGCAUGCCCGCGGAACUCUGGGAUCUUGUCUUGAAAGAACUCCCGGCCGCCGACGCAGGUGUAGACGAGGACCACCGUGCGGCCAACAUCCAGCUCAUGCAACGGCGCAAGCUCAGGAAUACCGAGAUCCUCCGACGCAUCGCGGACGACACUCAAUUUGCGCUGAUCGUCGAGCGGAUGACCGUCCGCGUCCACCGCCACAACGAAGGAUGCAAGUUGGACAUCGAUGGCUUGAUCAGCGCGGUCAAGUCGCUCCCACACAUAUGGUCGUUCCGAUUGUAUGGUUGCACCCCGAGCGUGACUACCACAGUGCUUGAUGCUCUGGCCGGAACGUGUGGAGCGACACUCACAGAGCUUCUCACUACUACCACAGUCGAUCUGGGGGACGACACAUUGUCAUCCAAGUUCAAGAGCCUCCAAGUACUCUCUUUGGAGGGCAAUCACCUGAACGUCUCGCAAGACGCGGAAGUAGAGCUCAGGACGUGGAUCAGGAACGCGCCAAACACGCUUCUCCACCUCUCUGUAUCCGAAUGUGCGGUAUGGGACACACCCCUACGCGUAUUCUCCAGGCUGCACGAGCUCUCCUUGUAUGAUCCACUACGCCUCAGCGAAUUUGUUAUCGUCCUGGAGCACUGUUUGCAACUGCGGACACUCAACAUCUUCACCAAUAGCUCGUUUUGCGAGGCGCAACUCCACUGGACGGUGUCCCACCUAGCGCCCGACUCUCUCCCACAUCUCACGUCGUUCAGGUUCGUCUGCGGCGACAACAAUGUGUUCAACCAAAGCCAGAGCCUACUCACCGCGUUUAUACGAGACAAGAAGGACUUGCGGCGGCUUGACCUUGAAGUCAGCGCGUCAUUCAUAGGCAUCGACGAUUACACGCACUUCCUGGACGUCUUCGCGUGCCUUCCGCAGCUCGAAAUCGUUGGACUGCGACUGCGAGGGAAAUUCUUCACGCAAGAGCAUCUACGGCUUCUUGACGAGCGGCUUCCGCUCCGCCUUUCCGCGCUUCUCCUGGUCUUGGACUUCCCGGACGGCGACGUACCUAUGCGCAACUGGACGGCGAUGCUCAAAAAGCGUCAUUUGCUGGGGUAUCUUCACGUCAUGGACAUCACACCGACGCUGCUAGACCUGCGCGACGCGCUGCUCAAGGAACAUCCGCCGGCUCUCCAGCUCGUCGGAUACGGCACGCGCUUGGACUGGAUCCAGCGCGACUCUCCGAUCGACGAGGCUGCCUACGGCACCCCUUGGAAGGACACUACUGUCGCCUUUCGGACUGCAGAGGACUUUGGUUACUCGGAAGACUGGGAGUGGCUGGUGCGGAGCCACUUGUACUCAUACUAG